CUCGUCCCUCCCCCGGCGGCCCCGGCGAUGGCGGCAGAGGAGGAGGAGGGCGACGUGGGGUGGGUGGUGGACACCAUCGCCGGGUUCCUGCGGGGGCCCGCCUGGUCCAUCCCCAUCCUGGAGUUCAUGGAACAGAAGUGCGAGGUUUUUGAUGAUGAAGAGGAAAGCAAGUUGUCUUACACAGAAAUUUAUCAGGAGUACCAAGCUCUGGUUGAGAAAUUAUUAGAAGACUAUCUUAAAGAAGUUGGAAUUAAUGAAGAGAAAUUUCAAGAAGCUUUUUCAUCUCCUCUUGCAAAGACACACACUUCACAGGCCAUUUUGCAAACAGUGUUGGCAGCAGAAGAUUUUAGACUAUUUAAAAAAAUGAUGGUACAGAAAAAUAUUGAGAUGCAAUUGCAAGCUAUUAGGAUCAUUAAAGAAAGGAAUGGUGUGUUGCCCGACUGUUUGACAGAGGGUUCUGAUGUGUUCAGUGAAAUUGAACAAGAAGAAAUGAAAAUACUAAGGGAGGUUCUAAGAAAAUCUAAGGAAGAAUAUGAAAUAGAGCAAGAAAGGAAGAGGACUGAAGAAGCACGUGAUAACCUUAAAUCACCAGAUGUUACCUGCAGUUUUCCAGGAGAUUCAAGAGAAGCUGUAAAAGUUAAGGAAUCCGCUGAGGGAGCUGAUGAUUCGGAAGAAACUCCACGAUUUCCGUUAGGGGAAUCUCGGAAAUCUGCGAGGGAAGACUUAAAACCAGUACGCACGUUACAAAAAGGAACAGAAAGCUUACCUCAGCCAUCUUGUACCAAAGGGAAAGAAGACAUUAAGAAAAGGUCAGCUGGAAAAUGUUCAGAAAAUGCAGCGCAAAAAGCUGGGAUGAAAGGACCUAAUUUAUCAGAACUUGAAAAACAGCAGCUGAAGCAACGAGAGGACUACCUGAAGAAAAAACGAGACAUGCUGAUGGCUACAAAGAAGGAGUCAAGAAAUAAUGUACUGUUACCAACAAACACUGACCAGAAAGAAGAGGAAUCAUCUCCUAAAGAGGAAAUGUCAGAAGAGAAGCAAAGGUUACUACAGAAGAGGAAAAUGCUUGCCGAAAAACUAAAAGAAGAAGUUAUUAACAAGCGGUAA
Haliaeetus leucocephalus (bald eagle) is the source of this 1107-nucleotide messenger RNA. RefSeq names its product cilia and flagella associated protein 36 (gene CFAP36). The record is from RefSeq and is a predicted model, not a curated record. The transcript is spliced from 10 exons. Lineage: Eukaryota; Metazoa; Chordata; Aves; Accipitriformes; Accipitridae. The coding region runs from base 28 to 1107 and encodes 359 amino acids. Gene Ontology annotation, cellular component: ciliary base; axoneme.